CUGACCUUUGUCCCCAAUAAAUAAAUGGGCAUUAUUUAGAUAACAACUGCUCUGCUCUGCUCUGCAUUGAAGAUGACUGCUCUUAUGCAACUAGAAGGAGAUCCUGAACUGGUGCAGAGGUGCAUAAUAGAAGGCCCUCUUGAUGUGCACCCAAGCCUGAGUGCAGUGGUGGUCCACUAUGAUGUUGAAGCCAUGGUGGUGUCAGAAUAUGGAGAGCCAAUGGUUGCCGAUAGAAAAAGAUGUAACCGAGUGCUUAAAGUGAAGAACCUUAGCGAGGGUGCUGAUCUUCAUUCUCUGGCAUGUCAGAUAGUUGCAAAGUGUGACCUCAUUACUCCUAAUCGAGUGCCUGAGCUCGAGCAGAUUCUGGCAUACCUUCAGAGCAGAAAAGAUUACAAAGGAGGAAUAGAUGGUGUGGAUGUACUGCAGGACUCGUCUCAAAAGCUAAUGAAACAGGUUGGAGAUCUCCAAGAGCCUACAGAGCAAGCCACCAUGUCUGACCUAGACUCUUACCUCGAGUCUCUAUAUGACGACCUUCAAGCUAAGAUCAGUGGGACGGCUCUCAUACUACACUUAGCACGAACACCUGACAACCUAAUUGAGCUCGCUGGGAACGAGUCGUUUUUUCUUGCGUUGGCUCGUGUGCUGAGAGAUGACUGGAAGAAAAGCAUAGACCUCACCACCAACAUAGUGUACAUCUUCUUCUGUUUCUCUACCUUCACCAAUUUCCACACCAUCCUUUCAAAACAGAAGAUUGGGUCCAUGUGUAUGACAAUCCUGGAGUACGAAUUGAAGAGGCAUAAAACUUUGCUAGAAGAGCUUACCAAGAAAAAGAAGACCAAAACUUCUAAGACAGACGUUUCUAGUAGCAAGAAAGAGUACGAGAAAGGCAAGAAAAAGUACCAGAGCGUGCUCAAGAAACAGGAAACUCUGCUAAGAGUUUCACUGUACCUUCUCCUGAACUUGGCAGAGGACACUCGAGUGGAGCUUAAGAUGCGGAACAAGGGACUUCCCCUGCAGCUGUGCUCCCUACUAGAGAGGGACAACCAGGAGCUGCUCAUACUGGUUGUAUCAUUCCUCAAGAAACUCAGUAUCUUCGCUGAGAACAAAGAGGAUAUGGCUAAAGCCAUUAUCAUCAAGAAGCUGACCAAGUUGAUCCCGUGUGACAAUGAGAUUCUGGUCAACGUGACGCUUCGUCUGAUUCUAAACCUGUCCUUUGACCCCAAACUGAGGCAAGAAAUGGUGAAAGUUGGAAUCCUCCCGAAACUAGUGGCUCUUCUGAAGGAUGAUAGCCACCGUACUCUGGUGCUGUGUAUCCUCUACCACAUCAGCAUUGAGGAGAAGAACAGGCCAGUGUUUGCCUACACAGACUGUGUACCUCAGCUAAUGAAGGUGAUAGUGGAGUGUCAGGAGGAGCUGGUGGACCCGGAGACCAUUGCACUGGGCAUCAACCUGGCCUGUAGCCCUCGCAAUGCACAGUUUAUGGUGAAGGGGCCUGGACUGAAGCUGCUCAUGAGGAGAGCAUUCAAGACUCUUGAUUCCCUACUGCUCAAGAUGAUUAGAAAUAUCUCACAACAUCAGGGACCAAUCAAGAAGCUGUUUCUGCCAUUCCUGACGGAGCUGGGCAAGCUCCUCAAAGAGAGUGUGGACGAUGAGGUGUGUGUGGAGGUGUUGGGUAUACUGGGGAACCUGUUACUACCUGAGGUGGACUUUGAGAGGGUCGUCAGUCAACUAGAGCUCAUGCCAUUCAUUGUGGCUAAGCUCAAGGAUCCAAGUAUCAAGGACGAUAUACUUCUAGAAGUGAUCAACGUGUGUGGAACCUUCUCUCUGGAUGAGAAAUGUGCCCAGCUACUGAUGAAUGAAGGUCUGCCAGACCUGUUUGUGUCAAUUCUCAAAGCCAAACAGGAAGAUGAUGAGCUUGUGCUGCAGAUCGUGUACGUAUUCCACCAGUUGAUUCUUCACCAGUCCACUAGAGAGAAAACCAUCAAAGAGUCACAAGUUCCUGAGUAUCUCUUGGAGCUCAUGAAUGAUAAAAACAAGGAGAUUUGUAAAUUGUGUUCAAGAUCACUCGACAUUGUUGCUGAGUUUGACCCUGAUCGAGCGGAGAAGAUCAAACACGAGCGAUUUCGUUGGCACAACUUUCAGUGGCUUGAAAUAAUGACUGGGGAGUCUCUGCACGAAGACAGUGAAGAAGAAAUCGAUGAAGACUACCUUGACCCUCGCUACCUACACACGGCUGCUGAACUGUAUGACAACCCAGAGCUGUAUUAUGAGAUGCAGAGCCAGCUUGAGACUUCACAUGGAGGAGAUGGGUAUCAAGUUGAAAUUGGGAGGAAUUUUGACAUUGAUGAGGACGUUGACUACUCUGCUACGAGUGCUUAUAGUAGACGAGAGCCUGGAUUUGAUGAGGCUGUCGGUCAAACCCUCUCCCCAAGACAAUACUCCAUGCUAAUGAACUCAAUGCAAGAGCCUCUAUCCAUGUACACCACUACUGAUAGUAGGCAGUCUGUGAUGGAGGGACUUGAACAAGACUAUGACGCUCUGGAGAUGUACAGUAGAGGAAUGUAUGAGAUGACCAGCCCUAAAUAUGACACUAUGCCUGUCGAGGAUGACUACAGUGACCACCCUGCCUUUGCUGGACAUGACUACAGUAGUGUAGCUCCUAUCAGCAGACCUCCCACUAGAUAUGGUUUUUAGUCUCAUCAAGAGCGAUAUUAUUUAUUUGUGUCAUGGAAACAUGCAUAUACAGUUGUAUAUUAUGUUUUGCAGUUUUUAAACAAUAAACUAUCACCACACGUACAUGCAGUCAUUAUUAUUUUCCAGUUA
Halichondria panicea is the source of this 2823-nucleotide messenger RNA. RefSeq names its product kinesin-associated protein 3-like. NCBI's taxonomy places the organism in Eukaryota, Metazoa, Porifera, Demospongiae, Suberitida, Halichondriidae. The record is from RefSeq and is a predicted model, not a curated record. The transcript has 18 exons. Gene Ontology annotation, biological process: microtubule-based movement; cilium organization. Gene Ontology annotation, cellular component: kinesin II complex; axoneme; ciliary transition zone. Gene Ontology annotation, molecular function: kinesin binding. The coding region runs from base 73 to 2694 and encodes 873 amino acids.